AUGGCCGGUCUUCUCCGCCUCCUCAAGAUGCAGUAUACUCCUCCUGUGGAUCCCAAAAGUGUGUCCUUCGCUGGCAAGAUCGUCAUUUUGACAGGUGCCACCUCUGGUCUUGGCUUCGAAGCUGCCAUCAAAAUGCUGAAUCUUGGUGUCGAGUCUCUAAUCAUCGGAUCUCGGAGCCUAGAAAAAGGCAAUCAGGCCAAGGCUGACCUCGAAAAGGCCACUAACCGACGAAACGUGGUCAAAGUGUGGCAGCUCGAGAUGAGCAGCUUCCAGAGCGUCAAAGGAUUUGCUGAACGUGUCAAUCGCGAGCUUGACCGGGUCGACAUCGCUUUACUUAAUGCUGGUCUUUGGAAUCGAGAUUACUAUCAAUCCCCAGAGGGCUGGGAAGAGAGUCUACAAGUUAACACACUAUCAACCUCGAUGCUGGCCUUACUUCUACUUCCCAAGCUGAAGAAAAGCUCAUAUGCCGAAAAUCCUGCCCACCUCACCGUUGUUUCAAGCCAACAAUUCGUUCGCGUUAAAGCUGAAAGCGUCCGGACCGAUGACUCGCUUCUCGCCCACGUGAAUGACCCGGCCAACUUCAAGGGUCCCAAGCAAUACGGCAUUUCAAAGCUUCUGCUUGAAUUUAUGAUCAAGAAUAUUGCCAAUAUGGUGCGCGACGACGACGGGACUCAUACACUCAUUGUUAAUACCGUCAGUCCCGGGCUGUGCGUUUCGGCUUUGGGUCGCCAGUACACUCAUUGGUGGGAGAAAUGCUUCGUUUGGGUUAUGCACAGAUUGUUUGCGCGGACUACAGAGCAGGGAAGCCGCUCGCUGGUUAGCGCGACAAUACAGGGGGUUGAAUCGCAGGGAAAAUGCUGGCGCAGUGAGGGAUAUCUUGAUGAGUCAGCUGCAUUGACUACUGGUCCAGAGAGUGAAGAGCUCCAGGCAAAGGCAUGGGAGGAGAUUAUUGCCGUGCUAGGAAAAGAAGCGCCGGAGGUGUCCCUCAUCUCUCGUGGCUUAUACCAAGGCGUUUAG
Molecule: messenger RNA, 1017 nt
Organism: Penicillium coprophilum
Lineage: Eukaryota; Fungi; Ascomycota; Eurotiomycetes; Eurotiales; Aspergillaceae
Product: putative short-chain dehydrogenase/reductase family protein
Exons: 2
Coding region: 1-1017 (338 amino acids)
Source: RefSeq, a predicted model, not a curated record